Ostertagia ostertagi is the source of this 225-nucleotide messenger RNA. The record is from the annotation of a GenBank genome assembly. NCBI's taxonomy places the organism in Eukaryota, Metazoa, Nematoda, Chromadorea, Rhabditida, Trichostrongylidae.
AUGGACAAAAUUGCACACACAAAUCCUCUCUUCGGGAUGGAGCAGGAAUACCUUCUGCUAGACCGCGAUGGCUAUCCCCUCGGAUGGCCAAAGCACGGUUAUCCUGCUCCCCAAGGUCCGUACUAUUGUGGAAUAGGAGCUGAUAGGACGUUUGGCCGUGAAGUGGUUAGCACGCAUUAUAGAGCAGCACUUCACGCGGGUCUCGAAUUGUUCGGAACCAAUGCC